AUGAUGCCAGUCUCAUUUUCCAAAAAUAGAAUGCACGAACACUUCUGUGUAGGUGAUAUCUGGUUCAGAUCGGAGGAUAGCAUCCUUUUCGGGAUCUGUCAGCAACGCAUAGCUCAAAAGAGUACGGUCAUAUCUGAUAUGCUAGAGCCUGCCCCUCUUCAGGCGAGCCCGAUAGAUAUUGAGCUAUCCACCGACCUGCUCGAAGUACUAUUGGACUAA
Molecule: messenger RNA, 219 nt
Organism: Kwoniella botswanensis
Lineage: Eukaryota; Fungi; Basidiomycota; Tremellomycetes; Tremellales; Cryptococcaceae
Exons: 3
Coding region: 1-219 (72 amino acids)
Source: RefSeq, a predicted model, not a curated record